AUGAUGAAGUUGGACGGCUUCCACUCUGAGGUUUUCAGCGCGAACUGGGCGGACUACCUCUACCUGGUCUACAACGUGCCCUUCUGGGAGGCCGAGGCGGAGAGGCUGACGAGCUGCGUGCAGCCGUACCUCCACGAGGCGGCCGUGGGGGCGAAGUUCAAGGAGGUCCAAGAAAUGAUGGACGUCCUGUACGCUUGCGAGGACGUGCGUGACCACAUCAACGAGCUGUGUGAGAUGGGCACCCGUGCUUCUGGCUUCAUGGGCACGGGCUGGCAGGCCGAGGAGAAGGUCGAGAACAUGGACGAGAACGCCAAGCACUGCGCGGCAGCGUACGACAAGCUGCUGGAGAAGCACCCCACCUUCAAGCCGAAGAUCGAGCAAACCCUCGGCCACGGCCUCGCCAUCCUCCGCUCCAAGCACAAGUUCAAGUGGGGCAGCAUGCACCGCUACUUCUUCUGA
Messenger RNA from Prorocentrum cordatum, 459 nucleotides. The record is from the annotation of a GenBank genome assembly. Lineage: Eukaryota; Dinophyceae; Prorocentrales; Prorocentraceae.